AUGGCACGCUCCGCCCACAGCCCCAUACCUCCUCCCUGCCCCCGGCCCUUGCCUCUGCCCUUCCCAGGGCCCCAACCCUCUUCACAUGUCACCCCUGAGCCUGAGUCAGACCCUGUGUCCCCAGCUGUGGCAGGGAAAGCCCUCACCAAGGGUCCGCAGAAUGAGACCCUCAACCAAGGCCAAGGCCAAGUCCCGUGGCUGGGACUCACAUCCCAGAGAGAUCAGCUUCCCUCCACCAGCCGGGUGCGCGAUCCUGAUGAGGUCAAGCGUGGCCACUCCCGCGGGACCCUGUCCCCUCUCCAGCCGCCCAGCUGCUCCCACCUGCGCCCCACCACCGAGGGCAGCGGCCAGGCUGCAGGGUCCCUCGUGCGCUCUACACUCGUCAAGCCCCCCACACCCUCUCAUAUCCCCACCUCGGGCGUCCACACCGAGGAUUCCUGCAGCUGGGCAGGCCCCCAGCCAGGGCGAGGGGCGGGCUCCCUCCUCCAGGCGCCCCCAUCUCUCCUCACAAGACCCGGGGGUCGACCCCCACUCCUCUCCCCGAGGGAUGGGGAGGAGAAAAGCCACCUGCCCUCAGGACUCCCUGCAAGGAAGGCAGGUGUCUCUCCAGCCCCCGCCCCCCAGGCCUGCAGCCUGCACCUGGGCCUCGGCCUCGGGAGGGAGGCGCCCUCCAGCCUGGUGCUCCAGGUGCGGGAGGGAGACAGCCGUCCAGCGUCCUCCGCAUCUGCUCGUCUGGGGCUGGCCUGGCUCUCUGUUCUGGACACUUCCCUCCUCUGUGUGGGUCGUGAGGCACUCUCGGGGCCCCCGGACCCCGGGUCUCUCCCGCGCCGGCUGCAGUGGGGUCCCCGCGCCGGUCCCCCUCCCUCGGAAGCCUGCAGGGGUCUGGGCGCCCGGGGUGGCGCUGGACGACGCCCAGGUGAGCUGUUGCAGCGACGGCACUGGCAGGUCAGUCAUCCAAGCCUCGCAGCUUCUGUCCUGCGGGUCCCGGCCCCCGGCCCCCCUGUGAGGAUGCUGUGGGGGCCACCGGGCGAGGUGCUCAGGCCCCACCAGGAGCCACAGGACGCGGCCCUGGCCGACACUUUGACUGUGGCCUCGGGAGACCCCGGGCCAGGACUGUCCCACGAAGCCGCUCCCAGACCCCUGACCCACAGAAACUGUGAGAUGACAAAGAUACCGACCCCCCCGAGGGCUAUUUUUGUGUCUGGUUCUGGGGGCCUGGGGGGCCCGUGGGAGCGGAAGACGCAACAGCUCUACCCACAGCUGGAGGGGAGGGUGCAACAGCCCCCAGCCCCAUGGGGACCUGGGAGGAUGCAGGAAGGGCUGGGAUGUGAGGUGCGGCUGCCACAGGACCUCUCGGAGGUUUUCUCCCAGGUGCAGGCGCCGCCCAGCUGCCACCCUGGCCUCGUUGCUGGCCCUGAGCCUGGUCGAAUGUCAGCAGGGCUCCGUGGUCUCCACGGCCCUGGCACCCAGAUGCUGUCAGUUGGAGACCCUCACAGGUCCCUGACGACCCAGCACCUUGGAAGAUCUGGGUCUGGGGGUCUGAUGAAGGAGGGGCAAGCCGGGCUGGGUCCCAGGAUAGCUGGAGCUGGGCCACCACGAGGCCAACACCAGCCCGGCCCGCAGAGGUUAAUGGGCCCGGCCGCCCUGGGGACGAGUGUGGAAUCUCCUCCCCGCUCCCCAGGGCCCGGUUUCUUCGGAGACUCGGCAGUCAGAGCUGUCACCAAGCAGAGCCAGCUGCUGCAGUCCCUGGGGCCGAGCACUGAGGAAGCAGCGGGCAGCCCUGGGGUGGCGGGCCAGCGCCUCAGUGCACAGCUGAAGCCCACCGACCUCCCUCCCGAUGACUGCCCUGACCCCACCAGCAUCCUCUCUCGACUAGACAGCACUGCGGUCAUAGAUGCAAAUGAGGGGGACACGGAGACCCUGCUGGGCCCACUCAGCCUCCCCAGACCCCAGCUGGGAGCAAACCAAAGGUCCUGGCCAGGCUGUCCUCUCAGGGAGCCCCCGGCCCCCGAGGCCUACACCCCUGAGCCUCACGCUGCCCCCAAGCCCACUGCCCACCCGGCUCCGGGGAGGUCCAGACCCUGCUGUGGUGACACGCACCUCAAGGACAGUGAAGAGGCCCCCUCAGCCUCCCCGUCUGGCUCCCCCAGACCCACCGACCAGGAAGGGGAAGAGGCGGGGCCGCUGGGAGGAGGCCCGCAGGUGCUCCGAGCAAGGCGGCUGCAGAGGGGACCCGGGGACCCCGCACUGCUCCUGGACUUCACGCCCACUCUCAGCUGCCACAGCUGGCUUCUUGCUGUGCCGGGGGAGUCGCAGGAGCCCGGCACCAGCCUCGGGGAGACGCGGGGCAGCCUCGGGGACAGCACCGGCGCCCGUGAGCGUGCUUUCCUUUGUCUGAACUUCCUAAUUAAGCGGCUGUCCCUCUGGGGGGUCAACUGCCCACCUACCCACCCAGGAGAGGACAAGGUGCUGGCAGGGGUGGGACAGAGGUGCCUGACCCUUGCCGUGGGGGCCGGCCUCUGUGUAGCCAGGCUAAGAGAGGGCAGAGGCCGGCAGGGCGAGCGGCGCCCUGGGGCCCGAGGGGCUGCAAUCCCACCCACCCUUCGUGGUCUCACCAAGAGCAGGGGAGGGGGCCGUGCUGGAAGUGAGAACGAGCCCCACCAGCCAGGGGCACACCAGCAGGAGACGGCGGAGCAUGGGCCGCGCCAGUGCGGCCGGCAGCGUGAGCUGGGCCUGGGGAGGCACGUGGACGGCCCUGUCCCCACCGCUGCCGGGCACCGGGUCACCCAGGCCAGGCCUGAGGUGGGCUCAGGAUGCUGGCGGCAGGCUGCACGUGAAGGUGCACACGUGGGCAUAGCGUGCACAGUGGCCUGCGACAGCCAGCCUCCCCCCAAGCAGGAAGUGUCCGGCUCCGCUCGCCUUGGGACACCCCACCGGCCCCCCAGCCACGCCAGCCGCUCACAAUCUUCCCACCUUCUGCCUCUGGGCUGCCUGGGGACCCCUUUCUUCUGA
This is a messenger RNA of Eubalaena glacialis (North Atlantic right whale), 3012 nucleotides long. RefSeq names its product collagen alpha-1(I) chain-like. The transcript has 12 exons. The record is from RefSeq and is a predicted model, not a curated record. Bases 1 to 3012 code for a protein of 1003 amino acids. Lineage: Eukaryota; Metazoa; Chordata; Mammalia; Artiodactyla; Balaenidae.